Molecule: messenger RNA, 504 nt
Organism: Necator americanus (New World hookworm)
Lineage: Eukaryota; Metazoa; Nematoda; Chromadorea; Rhabditida; Ancylostomatidae
Exons: 1
Coding region: 1-504 (167 amino acids)
Biological process (GO): DNA integration
Molecular function (GO): nucleic acid binding
Source: RefSeq, a predicted model, not a curated record
AUGUGGAAAUCAGUUACCAAAUUUAUACGUAGCUGUCCAAUCUGCGAGAAAAUCAAAACCCCUUCAAGUCACACUAUACGUGAGGAAUUAGGAAUGUUCCCAAUUCCUUUACGACCUUUCGAACGUAUCCACACGGAUAUCAUUGGACCUCUUCCUCAAUGUAUUAAUGGAAACAAAUUUAUUUCCAUUACAGUCUCUGCAUUUGGCAAACUAGCAAUCUGCACUCCAAUUCCUAACCAAACAACAGAUAUUGAAGUGAAAGCACUAAUCAACGAUGUCAUAGCCAAGUAUGGCAUUACUAACAAAAUUGUAUCUGAUCGUAGUUCUAACUAUACAAGUGAGAUAUUCUCACAGAAUAAAAAGAUCUUAGGAAUAUCUAACAAACUAACGACAAGUUACAACCACAAAGCAAAUGGACAAGUCGAAAGAAUGGUAGAAGUAAUCACAGAUUCUCUCACCGCAUAUUGUUCAAAUGCUAAAGAUAUGUGGUCAGACUUUUUCUAA